CUCAUUCAAUUGUGUUGUUCACUGAUUGUGAUUAAUACCAAAAGAUGUUUUUUUUAUCUUCAUAAACUUGCUCAUUAUUUUAAAUCAUACGAAACCCUAAUUGUAACAUAAUAUGAUGGAAAACGAGGUGUAUUUAAUUUCGUGCAAACCUUUAAAACCAGAAUUUGAAAAACUUAGGAAACUUAAUAUAUCCACUAACACUUUUACAGUUGGCCGAGGACUCACCAACACGGCGGUUAUACCAUUCUUACCAAUAUCGCGAAACCACUGCACAUUCAGAAAGACAGAAAAUGGUGACUGGACUGUUGAGGACCAAAGUUCCUUUGGAAUCCAAGUUAAUGGGAAUAGGUUAGGGAAGGGAGUAACUAGAAACCUUGUCCAUCAAGACGUCAUCACGCUGGAUUCAUGUCAAGAAUUUGUAUAUAAGUUUGUUGACCCAUCUGGAGACAUGUUUCAAAUACCGAGGAAAAGGAUAAAGUUAGAGCAUAAUGUAGACCAAGACAUUAUAAAUGACGUAAAGCUAAAGUUUGAAGAGUCACAAAGUUAUGAAAUAAAACAUAUUGAAGAAAAACUGCAGAGUACGAAACAAAUGCAGACAACAACAACAAUUUUAAAAAACAAGUUACAAUUAGAUAUGAACAGGAAAAUACAGCAGCUGGAGAGAGAUUUCGAAUUGCAGAUAGAAAAUUUAAAAGGAGAGAAAAAUGAGGUUGAACGGCAGAAGGCAUUACUCAUGGAAGACAAGGAAGUUCAGUUGGCCGGCAUCCGGGAAGAAAUGGAGGGAAAAAUAUCAGAAUUAAUGAACCAAAUUCAAAAACACAAUGAAACAGAAACAGAGUUACUAAAUGAAAACAAUUUACUCAAAGAGAAACUGCAGAAAGAAAGGGAGGAGUUCCUCUCUGAGCUAAAUAGAGAGAGUUCUUCAAAACAAGACAUGUUAGAGAAGCUAGAAUCAAAGAUAAGAGAGCAAGAGGAGAUAAGACUCAAAGAAAAACAACAACUAGAAGAAAUGCUCAAGAGAGAAACUGAAGCCCUUAGAUUAGCUAAAGAAAAGGAAAUAAAAGAACUAGAAGAACAAAAGAAGCAAAGGGAACAGGAACUAAUUCAGGAACUGAAUAACAUAAAGCAGAAUUUAGAAGCUCAGGUGGAACAAUCAGCACAACAAAGACUCAAAGCUGAGCAGGAACUCGGUGAACAAGUGGAACAAAUGAAGAAACUUAGUGAUGAAGAUAAAGUCAAAAUGGAAAUUCUGAAAAAAGAAAGAGUAGAAAUAGAGAACAAGUUGUCAGAAGCUGUAUUGAAUGCACAGAAGUCAAUUGAAGAGGCUCAGGCGCAAGUAAAGGAAAGAGAAAUAGAGCUUGCAGCUAUCGCGGCUGAGAGGAUACAGAAGGAAGCAGAACAGUCCAGUGAGGUGAUAUUGUCUUUACAAGAGCAACUCGAGAAGAUGAGAUCUCAGUUACAAUCAGUGGAGACUGAAAAGAACAUACUACUUGAGAGUCUCGGCCCGCCAGACUCAGGAGAGGGCACUUCCAAACAGACGGCAAUGGCCGAAGUCGGAGAGCUGAUGGAAAACGAACUGCAAUGCAGCAUAUGCGCGGAACUGUUCAUCAAGGCUACAACCCUGAAUUGCUCGCACACUUUCUGUAUAUAUUGCAUCACUAUGUGGAAGAAAAAGAAAAAGGACUGCCCUAUCUGCAGAGCACCAAUCACAUCUGAAUGCAAAAGCCUAGUACUCGACUCAUUUAUAGAAAAAAUGGUACAGAAUUUAACGGAAGACACAAAGAAGAAAAGGGAAGAACUAUUAAAAUCCAGAGAAGAACUCGAGAAAGAAUUGCUCGCAAGCCCUACCGGACGCCCAUCGCCCAUGGCUAGCCGAGGAAGUAGCAGCGAUGACGAGACCGACUCAGACGUACUCGGGGAGGAAGAGGACCACGAGGAGUACGACGACGACGAAUUCGGCGAAUACGGGUUCCGCGCGCAGCGCUACUACGACGGCUGGCCAUAUUCCCACAGUGGAUCUGACUAUGAUUCCGACGCCUCCUCGGCCUCGUCCGCCGCCUCCGCCGCAGUCGCGCGCGUCGCUGCGGCAGGUGCGGCUGCCGGCCAGGGCCACGCCGCCAAUAAUGUUCGACCAGCAGCGGGUGUUCCAAAUAAUACAACCGAACGGCCAGACGGUACUAGUGGUCGCCGGUCCCGGCGCGUCUCCGGCCGGCCUGGCUCCUACUACGGCGGCUACGGGCGCUGCUUCAGCUGCGGCGCGCGCGGACACUGGGCGCCCGGCUGCCCCUUCAGAUAACAACACUCGCUGAACAUACAGCCUGAUAAUUAAGAGUAUAAAAUAUACAGUCAUUGCUGCUAAUUCCUGCACACUAUCUAAUUUUAUUUUAAGUUACACCAGUCAUUUUCUUAUCCGCCGAAAAGGAAAGAGACUAAUAUUCGACAAGCAUAAAAUUCAUGGAAUACACGUCAUUUUCAGGCAGAAAAAAAAUACAUUUGUCAGUAACCCGACAGAAUUAAGUUGACAGCACACGUCGAACUGGUUGUAUACCAGCGAGACACCUAUUUGAUUCGCCCGGGUUAUUCAUUCAUUCAUUCAACAGCUGUCAAUCAACCGUCCGUUUCCUCUUUUGCGGAUAAGAAAAUGACAGGUAUAACUUAAAAAUAAAAUGGGAUGGUGUGUACAUGAAUUAGCAUCUUUCACUCUCAGAACUAUGUUUUAAUGUAUGGUAACAUUUUCUUAAUGUUGCGGGUACCUCAUGAUAGGAAACUGGGAUGAAAACCAGUGGAUUGCGUGCUGUACAUAUACGUACGCACGUAAGUAUGAUUCCUUUGCAUGUGAUCAAAACAUUUUACUUUGUGAUUGAUUAGUUAUCAAUUUCGCUAGUUACACAAACCAGUGCCAUGAUUUGAGUUUACGGAUAUUUGCCAUUUACAUUCUUUGUCAAACUGUACCCAUUAAAGUAAUGGUUAAUUACAGGUCUUAAGCGGUUAUUAUACUAUCGAAUCCAUGGUAUAAGAAACCCAGAAAACCAGGUAGGCUCAAAGUUGCCAUUUCGUGAAAAAAUAAUUACCCACAAACAAUGUUUUUAUAUUUACUUUGUAAGGAAAUUUUGAACUUUUAGUAAAAUAUUUACUUACAAUUUUACUGAUUAUUAUACAUAUAUAUUUGACAAGUGAUAGUAAUUAAAAAUAUUAGUAAUUCAAUUAAUUUUCAAUAAUAAAAUUUGCAAUGUUGGAGAUAUCAAUGUAAUGGUAACAGUGGUCACACUUACGUCAUCAAAAGGCUAGCAAUGGCGGCUCGUCAUAAUAUUGAGCAUACCUACCUGGUUUUCUUAUACCAUGAUCCAAUCCAUUCUUCCCGAUACUUCAAUUCAAGGUCACGGGCUGCGCGUUCCGGAUUUUGCAGUCUAAUAGCAAAUUGGUGGGCGUAACCAUG
Messenger RNA from Pectinophora gossypiella (pink bollworm), 3436 nucleotides. Its product is annotated as E3 ubiquitin-protein ligase RNF8-like. Gene Ontology annotation, molecular function: ubiquitin protein ligase activity; histone binding; zinc ion binding. The transcript has 12 exons. The record is from RefSeq and is a predicted model, not a curated record. The coding region runs from base 113 to 2296 and encodes 727 amino acids. Lineage: Eukaryota; Metazoa; Arthropoda; Insecta; Lepidoptera; Gelechiidae. Gene Ontology annotation, biological process: ubiquitin-dependent protein catabolic process; protein K48-linked ubiquitination; double-strand break repair. Gene Ontology annotation, cellular component: cytosol; ubiquitin ligase complex; site of double-strand break.